Messenger RNA from Manduca sexta (tobacco hornworm), 1069 nucleotides. RefSeq names its product chymotrypsin-1. Gene Ontology annotation, molecular function: serine-type endopeptidase activity. Gene Ontology annotation, biological process: proteolysis. The transcript is spliced from 5 exons. The record is from RefSeq and is a predicted model, not a curated record. NCBI's taxonomy places the organism in Eukaryota, Metazoa, Arthropoda, Insecta, Lepidoptera, Sphingidae. The coding region runs from base 261 to 974 and encodes 237 amino acids.
ACAUUCAGUAAGAGCUAGUACUCAUUAGGUGUUUGGCGUUGCGUUCAACGUGUGUUGGUUUGGAAAGUAUGUUUACCGAUAGUAAAAGAAAAAAUCGCAAAUAAUUUUUUAAACGAAGGAAAAGUAACCUGGCAAGACAAUAUAAUUAAAUAUCAUUUUAACCAUUUUAAACUUUGCCUAUAGAAGAAACAAACCUUACCGGAUUUUUCACGCAGCGGAUUAUAGGAGGUGUGGAUGCGCCUAAGGGCUAUGCCCCCCAUAUGGUGGCUCUAGUGGGGGGUACCUUCUUCAUCUCCGUCGGAUGUGGCGGGUCCAUUAUCUCUACCAAGGUUGUCUUGACAGCUGCCCAUUGCAUUACAUUUUAUGUGGUUGAUGGGAAGAUAUCACCAAACUUCCACGGCAGAGUGGGCUCAAACCAAUGGAACUCUGGAGGAAUCGUUGUAGAGUUCUCAGACUACAAUAUCCACCCGAAUUACGACGCUAAAUACUUAAAAUAUGAUGUUGGGGUACUUUUACUAAAGGAGCAUUUGAAUUUAAACGAUAAGGUAGCGAUCAUAGCCUUGGACUACGAGAGGAUUGAUGGGAGACAUCAGAACUACGUCACGGGAUGGGGCGUUACUGGACCAAGAUACGAAGACAACGUAGUACACCUGGCGCCUACCCCUGAGGACCUGCAGCUGCUGUACGUAGAGACCAUCAGCUACGAGCAAUGCGCAAAGGACAUGCAUGCCGCGACCCUUGUGUGGGGCAGGGCUCCCCCCAUCAACCCUGAAGUGGAGAUCUGCACGCUCCACUCGCGCCGACAUGGCAUGUGUAAUGGUGACUCCGGCAGUGCGUUGGUAAGUAUAAAACAUGGCAGGCAGAUAGGCAUCGUGUCCUGGGGUUUCCCUUGCGCACUAGGAGUGCCAGACGUCUUCGUGAGGAUCAGUGGCGUGAAGCAUUAUUUGGACGAGAUCUUGAGGAGUUUAGCUUAGAUGUUCGUAACUAAGUUUAGAAGUAAGUUUAUUUUGUUUGUAAUGUUUUCGUUUUCAAAUUGUAGAUCUGCAUCGAAUAAAAGUUUAAUGUUUAA